Messenger RNA from Chanos chanos (milkfish), 1263 nucleotides. It is a transcript of the gene smpd2a, whose product is annotated as sphingomyelin phosphodiesterase 2a. NCBI's taxonomy places the organism in Eukaryota, Metazoa, Chordata, Actinopteri, Gonorynchiformes, Chanidae. Gene Ontology annotation, molecular function: sphingomyelin phosphodiesterase activity. The record is from RefSeq and is a predicted model, not a curated record. The transcript is spliced from 10 exons. Bases 1 to 1263 code for a protein of 420 amino acids.
AUGGAGACGCAACAGCCCGUUAGACUGCGUGUCUUCUCCCUGAACUGUUGGGGGAUCCGUUACCUCAGUCGUCACUGCGAACAGCGAUUUGAGAUGAUUGCAGACAUGCUUGAGCGAGAGCGUCAUGAUAUUGUCCUGCUACAGGAGGUAUGGAGUGAGCAAGACUUCCUCUCUCUGAAGAGGAAACUGUCUGUUACUCAUCCUUACUCUCACCAUUUUAAAAGUGGUGUGAUUGGCAGUGGACUGGCUUUCUUCUCAAAGUACACGCUCCAAAACACUCUGCUCCACCAGUACUCUCUCAAUGGAUACCCAUACAAGGUUCGUCAUGGUGACUGGUUUGGAGGUAAAGCAGUGGGCUUAGCAGUGCUGGAUGUGACUGGACUGAGAGUUCAUGUAUAUAUAACCCACCUUCAUGCAGAGUACUGCAGAUCCCAUGAUGAAUAUCUGGCCCACAGAACAGCACAGGCUUGGGAAUUACAGCAGUUUGUUCAUCAUACAUCAAGGGGUGCAGCUUUGGUGGUGUUAGGGGGGGAUUUGAACAUGCACCCUCAGGAUUUGGGGACCAGACUUGUCCAAGCUCUCACUGGGCUUAGAGACUGUUAUACUGAGGCUCAGGUCUUUGAUGGCUGUGAGGAUGGUAUCACACUGAUAGCUGACAAUCCUUUCACUAAAAGAGAAGAUUUAAUUCCUUUUGAGAAAGGCAUUCGGAUAGACUACAUCAUGUUUAAAGGCUCUGAGAGUUUGAGUGUGCAGUGUGAGUCCUUGUCUACCACUAAGGGUUCAGUUCCUGGUCACCCCUUCCCUUACUCUGACCAUGAGGCUCUUACGGCAGAACUGGUCCUCUUCCACUCUGAAGGGAGCAACAUGCCUGUGUCAGAGGGUUUGGCCAUUUUAACAGAGGCGCAAAUGGUGGUUCGGGAGCAACGAUUUCAGACAGAGAGCAUGCUGGGUAAAUCGGCCCAUCUCCUUGCAGUGGGAGUGGCUUUGCUCUUGUUGACACUGGCACUGUGGGCUGUACCGUGGAUUUGUCCCGGGGCCUUGGUCAGUCUGCUUUCUGUUCUCUGUUUGACCGCCUUUCUCUCUGGAGUCCUCCUCUACCUCCUCUUCCUCACUCAGCUCAAAGCCCUGAGAGAGACAGACCAACAGAUGAGCCUCUCAUCCAAUCACAUGCAGGAGAGGUUCACCAGAUGCAGGGCAGCACUCUCUGCCUCAGACGAAGCAGUGAUAUCACACUCACCAAGUCCAUUUAAAUGGGAAGAAUGA